Messenger RNA from Cynara cardunculus var. scolymus (artichoke), 1451 nucleotides. RefSeq names its product phosphatidate cytidylyltransferase 1-like. The transcript is spliced from 10 exons. The record is from RefSeq and is a predicted model, not a curated record. Gene Ontology annotation, cellular component: endoplasmic reticulum membrane. Lineage: Eukaryota; Viridiplantae; Streptophyta; Magnoliopsida; Asterales; Asteraceae. Bases 66 to 1196 code for a protein of 376 amino acids. Gene Ontology annotation, molecular function: phosphatidate cytidylyltransferase activity.
CAGGUGAUGUUGACCAAGCAAAUGGAACCAAGUUACUGGCAAAAGAUCAAAAUAAGUACAAGUCAAUGUUGGUCCGUGCUUAUUCAACUAUUUGGAUGAUUGGUGGCUUUAUAUUUGUUGUCUACAUGGGACAUCUCUAUAUAUGGGCCAUGAUUGUCAUAAUACAAAUAUUCAUGGCAAAAGAGUUGUUCAAUCUAUUAAGAAAAGCACACGAAGAUAAGCAGCUCCCAGGAUUUAGGCUAUUAAAUUGGCACAUCUUCUUCACAGCGAUGCUAUUUGUAUAUGGUCGCAUUCUUAGUCAACGGCUCGUCAAUACGGUUACAACAGACAAGUUUUGGUAYAAACUUGUGGGCAACCUUAUCAAAUAUCAUAUGGUUACCUGUUACUUCUUGUAUAUCGUAGGUUUUGUAUGGUUCAUUCUUUCACUAAAAAAGAAGAUGUACAAGUAUCAGUUUGGGCAAUAUGCGUGGACACACAUGAUCCUUAUUGUGGUUUUCACCCAGUCCUCCUUCACAGUUGCCAACAUUUUCGAAGGAAUUUUCUGGUUCCUUCUUCCAGCAUCACUGAUUGUCAUCAAUGAUAUUGCUGCCUACAUCUUUGGUUUCUUCUUUGGAAAAACUCCAUUAAUCCAGUUAUCCCCUAAAAAGACCUGGGAAGGAUUCAUUGGAGCAUCAGUCACAACGAUUAUAUCUGCCUUCGUGCUUGCUAGUUUUUUUGGUCGCUUCCAGUGGUUGACAUGCCCUAGAAAGGACUUAUCAACUGGUUGGCUUCAAUGUGAGCCUGACCCUCUAUUUAAGCCGGAGAGCUAUGCUUUACCUGGAGAGCUUCCUGAAUGGUUCCCAUGGACAGAGAUCCAAAUUCUGCCAGUGCAAUGGCAUGCAUUGGGUCUUGGACUUUUUGCUUCAAUCAUUGCCCCUUUUGGUGGCUUCUUUGCUAGUGGUUUCAAAAGAGCCUUCAAUAUCAAGGAUUUUGGGGAUAGUAUUCCUGGACAUGGUGGGAUGACAGACAGAAUGGAUUGUCAGAUGGUGAUGGCCGUGUUUGCAUACAUCUAUCACCAGUCGUUUAUCGUGGCUCAAAGCGUAUCCCUUGGGAUGAUAUUAGACCAGAUUGUAAUGAAUCUCUCGUAUGAGGAACAACGAGAACUAUACUGGAAACUUGGUCAGAUCAUUCAGGACCGUCAGUUUGGUGAAUCCUGAAGAACACGAAACUUGGAUUAAGAUAGAUGUGUUGUGAAGUGGAUCUGGGUUCGUUGGUUAAAAUCAAGAGCUUGUAAUCUAUUCAAGCAUAUCAUGAGGUUUGUAUGUUGUUUGUUUCACAAGUUGAUGUCUUAAAAACACUUGCAGUUUAAACACACGUGUAAGAAAGAGAGGUGUAGAGUGUAAUUUUAUCCCUUGUAUUUUGAUUUUUAGACCUUGUUGAGAUCUUAUAAGAAUUUUUGGCAAAUAAAAACA